AGUCGAUCUCUCUCGCCCUGGAAGUGAAACGCUGUAGUUUGGCAGUCGAGGUUUCGGCAGGUUGGGGGAUUGUGGUGAAGAUGCCGGGUGCCGCGGUGAAGGGCUCGGAGUUGUCCGGGAGGAUAGAGGGCUUCGUGGAGACUCUGAAGCGAGGCGGUGGGCAGCGCAGCUCGGAGGACAUGGCUCGGGAGACCCUGGGGCUGCUGCGCCGGCUCAUCACGGACCACCGCUGGAGCAACGCGGGGGAACUGAUGCAGUUGAUCCGCAGAGAAGGCAAGAGGAUGACGGCCGCGCAGCCCUCCGAGACCACCGUGGGUAACAUGGUGAGGAGAGUUCUCAAGAUCAUCCGGGAGGAGUAUGGCAGGCUGCACGGGCGCACUGACGAGAGCGAUCAGCAGGAGUCCCUGCACAAACUUUUGACAUCCGGUGGCCUGAGCGAAGAUUUCAGCUUCCAUUAUGCCCCACUAAAGUCCAACAUCAUUGAGGCCAUUAAUGAGCUGCUAGUGGAGCUGGAAGGCACAACGGAGAACAUUGCGGCCCAGGCUCUGGAGCACAUCCACUCCAAUGAGGUGAUCAUGACCAUCGGCUAUUCCAGAACAGUGGAGGCCUUCCUUAAAGAGGCAGCCCGGAAGAGGAAGUUCCAUGUCAUCGUUGCAGAGUGUUCUCCUUUCUGUCAGGGUCAUGAAAUGGCCAUCAAUUUGUCCAAAGAAAACAUUGAGACAACUGUCAUGACCGAUGCUGCCAUUUUUGCAGUUAUGUCAAGAGUCAACAAGGUGAUCAUUGGUACAAAGACUAUCCUGGCAAACGGUUCCCUCAGGGCUGUGGCGGGAACUCACACUCUGGCACUGGCAGCAAAACACCACUCCACCCCACUCAUCGUGUGCGCGCCCAUGUUCAAGCUCUCUCCACAGUUCCCCAGGGAAGAAGAUUCAUUUCACAAGUUUGUGGCUCCUGAAGAAGUCCUUCCUUUCACAGAAGGGGACAUUCUGGAGAAGGUCAGCGUUCACUGUCCUGUGUUUGACUACGUGCCCCCUGAGCUCAUUACUCUCUUUAUCUCCAACAUUGGAGGAAACGCACCCUCCUACAUCUACCGGCUGAUGAGCGAGCUCUACCACCCUGAUGACCAUAUCCUCUGACACCGCCUGUCCUAAGCGGAACCAGCUUAGACCCAGAGAGGAGCUGGAGACACAGCAGUGCUGCUGCAGUGAGGAGUGGAGUCAGCCUGAAAACCUCAGUGUUCCCUGCCUUCCUACUCAUCCCCAGUGACGCAUGUGUCCAAGACUGUUCUUACCUGAACAGCGGGGCUUACCUGUUGACUCUGGGGCCACUUUGUGACCACGCUGUUUGUUUCAGGAACUCCAACCUUCUGGGUCUGUGGUGUGUUACACAUACCAUGACUUUGCUGGGUUGCUGUUUGCUCAGAAAUGCCUUCCGGACCUUUUCCUAGGCUGUGCCAAUAAAAGCUACUGGAAACUCC
Molecule: messenger RNA, 1477 nt
Organism: Myodes glareolus (Bank vole)
Lineage: Eukaryota; Metazoa; Chordata; Mammalia; Rodentia; Cricetidae
Gene: Eif2b2
Product: eukaryotic translation initiation factor 2B subunit beta
Biological process (GO): translational initiation
Cellular component (GO): eukaryotic translation initiation factor 2B complex
Molecular function (GO): guanyl-nucleotide exchange factor activity; translation initiation factor activity
Source: RefSeq, a predicted model, not a curated record